Molecule: messenger RNA, 1870 nt
Organism: Fundulus heteroclitus (mummichog)
Lineage: Eukaryota; Metazoa; Chordata; Actinopteri; Cyprinodontiformes; Fundulidae
Product: zinc-binding protein A33
Exons: 6
Coding region: 260-1348 (362 amino acids)
Molecular function (GO): protein binding
Source: RefSeq, a predicted model, not a curated record
AUGGAUCCAUAUAUUCUCAAGUCAGGCUGUUGCUCCUGAUUACCAGAGCCUGUCAAUGCGUUUCUUCUUGUAAAUUUUCCGCUUGGAUGUAUGUCCUUGUCUUGUCUGCUGUUUUCAUCGUGUCAGCAUGCGUGUUUCUGUCCAUUCCCUCGCCGUCUCUUACUGUCACCUUGAUGUGUACUAAUGUCCUUCGCAGUUACGUGCCUUCCUAACUCCCCUCCAUCACUUUUAGCUUCAGCUCCUUGUUCAAAAAACUGGAAUGUACCAGAACCACAUCAAAGACACAAACAACAACUGCAGCAAGAGCCUUCUCUGUGAGAACAAGGCCAAGCUUGUUCAGGCUAUUAAAAGAAUCAAACAUGAGGUAGACGAAUGCAGAGAAGCAGAGAGAGAGACCUACUCAGACUCAGUGGAAAUAGAGAAUAGAUUUGACGGAUUAGAGCGAGAAAUCAGAGCCGAGUUUCAGAACCUCCAUCGCUUCCUGGAAGAGGAGGAGAAUGAGGACCUGGAAAGGCUGAGGAGGGAGAGACAGAAACAGCUGAAGCGGCUGAAGGAGCGAGAGAAGAAGAUAGAAGCUCAAGGAAGGGACCUGGAGAGAGCGAUAGCAGUGCUGAACAGCAAGCUGGCCGAGGAGGAUAGUCCUAAACUGCUCAAAGAAAUCCAGGAUCUUAUAAAAAGGUCUCAGGUCCACUUCAUUCUUCCUGCAGAGGUGGACACAGAGGUCCACUCAGGUUGGUUUGUGGGUCCCAUCCAAUACAGGAUAUGGAAACACAUGAAAAGCUGCCUCUACCCAAAUAUUACGUCAGUGAGGUUUGACCCCGAGACCGCCCACCCUAAUCUGUCCCUGUCUCAGUCCUGCACGUCUGUUUGGUUCAGUGACGAUAAAGACACUUCAGAGGUCCAAGCCAACCCGCGUCGAUUCAACUACUACUACUGUCUCCUGGGCCACCAGGGCUUUACCACCGGCCGACACUACUGGGAGGUGGAGGUGGGCUACAAAACAGCGUGGAGGUUGGGCGUGGCGCGGGAGGAUGUUCCCAGAGGAGAGAUGGCGGCGACGGGAACCUCCGUCGGCCUCUGGACGUUGGCCUACAAGAGCGGCUCCCUCCUGGCCUGCACGGAUCCAAAACCCACCAAGGUCACCGUGUCCGCCCGGCUCGUUCGCAUCGGCGUGUUCCUGGACUGCGAGGGGGAGGAGGUGACUUUCUACAACGCUGUAACCAUGGCUCCGAUUUACACUUUCUCCACAGGGACCGUCACGGUUCCCCUGUUUCCCUUCUUCAACCCGUGUGACACAGAUGAUGGAAAGAACUCAGCACCAAUCGCAAUCUUCAGCCCCUCGCUUUAGGACGCAGGUCCCAGCAGCUGGAUUGACGAUGGACAAACUGAAUCUUAGUAGAAUCAUUAAAAAUGUGUUUUAUUAGGGAGGUAGCUCGGUACCAAAUGACUUGUGGUUCAUUGAUUUGUUUUUAUUUCUGGCAACUUCAAUUGAUUUAAUUUGGUUUAUUUCAAACAGCAACACAGAAAAUCCAAAGUAUUUUACAACAUCUUUAUGUGAUAGAGCAACAAAAGUAGUUUGCCAUGUAGAAGGUACAGCAAACAUCUGUAAGAAGGUGUUCUGGUCAGAUGAAACUUGUCCUGAGAUUUUUUGCCUAUUCUUAACACGAAAAGUGCAUAUGUCACCAUAAAAUACACCUACAGGUGAUGGUUUUCUCCACUUUUCUGUCAGCAACGCUAUUACAAAACAGGAAUAUUACAAAUUAUUUGAUUUCCAAGAUUUUUUUUUUGCAAGGCAGAAAGAGUAGCCAAAACAUUUCUCCUUUCACAUCUAGCUAAAAUGUCUGUGACUAUUAAAAUGGUUUUAAGCCUG